Rotaria sp. Silwood1 is the source of this 360-nucleotide messenger RNA. Lineage: Eukaryota; Metazoa; Rotifera; Eurotatoria; Philodinida; Philodinidae. The record is from the annotation of a GenBank genome assembly.
AUGACGGACGAUAGAAGACAUAUACCAAACGAUUUACGUAAUUUACGUGCUUGUUUAUUAUGUUCAUUAAUUAAAAGUUUUGCUAAAUUUGAAGAAGAUGGUUGUGAUAAUUGUGAAGAAUUUCUUCGAAUGAAAGGCGAUGGUGAUCGUGUUUAUCAAUGUACAUCAAGUAAUUUUGAAGGAAUGAUUGCGUUAAUGCAUCCAGAAGAAUCAUGGGUUGCUAAAUGGCAACGUAUAUCACAUUAUGUUAAAGGAAUGUAUGCUGUUUCGGUUACUGGUGCAUUACCAAAACAUAUUCAACGUGACCUUGCUCAAAGUGGUCGACCAUAUCGUAGUCGUGAUGUUAGUUUAAAAACAUAA